CCACUUUGCAUUUGCACUCAACUACUUUGCUGCCUCCUCUGCAGCUGCCAGACCUGCUUCUGCUGCUGCUAAGGGAGAGCAUCUGGGGAGUACCUUGCUGACCACUGAGAAUAUGAUGAGCUCAAGCUAUUGGAAUGAAAGAAGCAGCAGCUGUGGGACUCAGCAGUCCCCAGAGGGGCAGCAGUGCCAGCCCCAGCAUUACCACUGGUACCAUCAGUCAAGCCAAGCCCAGCAGCCUCCAGAAAAAAAUGUAGUGUAUGAGCGUGUGAGGACCUACAGUGGGCCCAUGAACAAGGUGGUUCAGUCCUUGGACCCCAUCAGCUCACAGGAAGUGCUCUCCCCUCUCAAAACUGCCUCCUCCUACCAAAACUUGGUUUGGAGCAACCAUUCCCAGGAACUCCAUUCUCCAACUCUGAAAAUAUCUGCUUGUGCCCCAAGCACUCUACAUUUAGCCCCAACUACUGAACAGGAACUCCAUUCUCCAACAGUGAAAGUCACUGCAUAUCCACAGACCACUAUUAGGAGAUAUAUAGUGCAAAAUCCUGAACAGGAAUCACUGUCGCCAUUCCUAAGAGGAGGCCAUUUCUUUCCAGGAAACAAUGUAAUUUAUGAAAAAACCAUAAGAAAAGUGGAGAAGCUAAAUACGGAUCAGGAAUGCUAUCCUCAGGUUCAAUGCCAUCAUCACUUUGUCCAACAGCCUCAGAUCAUCUACUCUCCACACUGUCAACAAUCUCAUUCUAGCCAGCAAAUACAAACAAUCACAGGAAGUGAUUUAAUUUCUACAAACACUGGAAAUGAACUGUGCCAUGGUGGAGCAAAUCAUACACAUGAGCAGGUGAUAAUGCAGGAUGAUGGCCCUGAAAAAUUGGACCCCAAGUAUUUUGGAGAGUUGCUUGCUGAUCUAAGCCGUAAAAAUACGGAUCUAUAUCACUGCCUGUUAGAACAUUUGCAGAGAAUUGGAGGAAGCAAACAGGACUUUGAGUCUACAAAUGAGUCGGAAGACAUUGAAUUGUUGAUUCCAAAAGGAUUGUCAGAAUUUACAAAACAGCAAAUUCGCUAUAUUCUGCAGAUGAGGGGUAUGUCUGAUAAAUCACUCCGGCUAGUGUUGUCCACAUUCAGCAACAUACGUGAGGAGCUUGGACAUCUUCAGAACGACUUGACAUCACUGGAAAAUGACAAGAUAAGACUUGAGAAAGACUUGGCAUUCAAAGAAACUCAAAUAAAAGAGUAUGAAGAACUCUUGGCAUCAGUGAGAGCAAAUAAUCGCCAGCAGCAUCAAGGACUUCAAGACUCAACCUUAAAAUGCCAAGCAUUGGAAGAAAACAAUCUCUCUCUUCAGCAUACCCUAUCAGACAUAGAAUACAGACUAAAAGAACUGGAAUAUUGUAAGCGUAAUUUAGAGCAAGAGAAUAAAAAUCUUAAAAUUCAGGUUUCUGAGACUUGCACAAGUCCGAUGCUGCAGGCUAAAAUGGAUGAGAUUGGCAACCAUUACAUGGAGAUGCUAAAAAACUUAAGAAUGGAGAAAGAUAGAGAGAUCUGCAAACUAAGGACUCAGUUAAAUCAGUACCAAAAGGAUGUUUCAAGAAGAGAGGGAAGUUGUAGUGACUUCCAAUUCAAGCUUCAUGAACUGACAAGCUUGCUGGAAGAGAAGGAUUCCCUUAUAAAGCGUCAGUCAGAGGAACUCUCAAAGUUGAGACAAGAAAUAUAUUCAUCUCAUAACCAACCCUCCAGUGGUGGAAGGACUACUAUUACCACUAGAAAGUAUAGGACACAAUAUCCAAUCUUAGGCCUCCUAUAUGAUGACUAUGAAUAUAUACCACCAGGUAGUGACACACAGACUAUUGUGAUUGAGAAAACAGAAGACAAAUGGACUUGUCCAUGAAUGAAUCUCCAAUUCAAAGGAAUUUUUUUGGUCUUCAUUAGUACUUGGUUAUUUUUCCAUGACUAAAGCUAACCGAUAUUUUAAACCAUGCUGCUACCCAGCAAGUCCACUGGAAUUCAUUAGUUAUACAGAUGAUAGUUUCUCUAGCCAUGUAUAAGGCCUGAAUCCUUUCCAUCACAUUUUUGUAUUCAACAUAACAAUACACCACUUGUUUAAACUUCAAUUAUAGACACUAUAGGACUUAAUGCAAUAUUUUUCAAGAGGGUGUUUCCCAGACACUGAAUUAAUUUGUUGGGGUAAUGAUUUUACAAGUUAUCCAAUUAGAAGAUUUUCUGAUUUAGAUGUGCAAUUCAGCUACAAGAGUAAGCACUAUUUUUUAAUGACAAAAAUCAAGACUAUUGAAUUGAAAAAAAAUUGACUAG
Phacochoerus africanus (Common warthog) is the source of this 2304-nucleotide messenger RNA. It is a transcript of the gene POF1B, whose product is annotated as POF1B actin binding protein. Gene Ontology annotation, molecular function: actin filament binding. Bases 113 to 1882 code for a protein of 589 amino acids. The record is from RefSeq and is a predicted model, not a curated record. Gene Ontology annotation, cellular component: adherens junction; bicellular tight junction; actin filament. Gene Ontology annotation, biological process: actin filament organization; bicellular tight junction assembly; epithelial cell morphogenesis. The transcript has 17 exons. Lineage: Eukaryota; Metazoa; Chordata; Mammalia; Artiodactyla; Suidae.